CAGUUAAGCUAGCAAACACUGUAGGGUUGGUUCUUGACAGCUGCCCUUAUCCAGAAUAACGCCACAACUUAGCUGCUUUUACUGUUCGCCCUGGUUUUCUUAUGACAUCCUUCAAAUCCGGCGCAUUAUGUUUGAGGAUCCUGAACUCCAAGAUCCAUUGUCACUGAGUUUAAAUGAAAACUACGAUGACCAGAAUUCACCACAACAUGAUUCAAAAAAAGCAAGCCCUGACUAUAAUUGUGAGACACCAGAGAUUCAAGUAAUCAUCAAAGAGGAAGAGGAAGGCUGGACUGUGAGUGAAAAUCAUGAGAGCUUCAGCUCCGAGGGAGAAAAAGAAGAUACUUCGACACACCCUUGUCCUCCCCUCCUCAAAGCAUGCGGGAAGGAGAGCUCCAUUUCAUACGGGGUGAAGAGACACGAGAGAGUAUAUUUGGUGGAGAAAUGCUCAGAGGAGUCUGGUGGCCCGACUCUCUGCGGGCAGAGCUCCUCUGCCAGAGAGGAGCGGCACAGGCACAUGGUCAUGGACUCUACUGAGAAACCGAAGAUUUCCUGUGUAUGUGGAAAAGUGCCGGGAAAUGUGACUGUGCAUCAUUGCAAUAACACAGUACGAGAGACGUCCGCCAGUCGCAAAACGAACAUGAAGUCCCAUCAGAGAACACAUGCAGUGGAUGAGUGUCACACUCAAGAUCAGAGCCGUGACGCAAAACAAAGCACAUCUUUGCCAACAGAAGCAGAACUACAUGAGACCAAAAGAUCAGCACCUUGUCAAACAGAUUCUCCUGAACAUAAACCCCUGAUGUCACAUGGACUGAAGAUGGCAUCUGCAAACUUAGAGGACCAAACGCUCCAUUUAACUGUCAGACUGCAGGCAGGGGAGGAGGAGGCACAAGAGGAGGAACAAGAUGAAGAAAUAGGCGGUUUAAUCAACUCUGAUGGAGAAGUGGUUGAAUGGGAUGCCAGAGACAGUCCUGACCGAGGCUCUGAUUGCACAGAAAGUCCUCAGCCUAGCAAGAUUGUCAUCCUGUCUGAGUCUCAGCUGCAAGGCCAAAACCAGAGAGACAGCAGUAGUCCAACGCUCCUCAUGGAAGUUGUGUCUGUGGGGGAAGAUGAAGAAAGGGAAGAAGGGGAGGAAAAAGAGAGAGUAGUAAAGAUGGCAGCUGUCCCUUCCUUGUAUCGUGGAAAGAGACCGAGAAGAAAGAAGAAGGUUCCAGAAAUAACUGUGGUGUCGUUGGAUGUCUCAGACACAGAGAAAGACGUCCCUGCAGGUCCUGUAAAAGUAAAAAGAAGGGGCAGAAGAAAGAUCUCAGCUCCACUGUUGUCCAGUGAAGACUUAGAGGCCGAGCCUGGAAUAUCGAGGCGUACCCGAAGAAAGAGAAAUUUACCCACCACAGUAGAAUCGACAGAAGUAAACUCAAAAACUGUCCAUCGUGUUGCUGCAAAGCGACCUCACAGAAGGAGGAGGGAAACCAAACCAUCUGCUGAAGGAGAAGGAGAAAACACGGGUGGUUCUGCUGGGAAGAAGCGACCUGGUAGAAAGAUGGUUCGUGUUCCAAUCGAAAUCCCUCCUGAGCUCCUGAAGAAGCCCAAAGAGAAGAUAGAGUACCACUGCUCUGUGUGUGGCAAAGAGUUCCCUCAUGCCUACAAACUAGAGAGGCACGAGCUGAUCCACACGGGGGAGAAACCUUACUGCUGCUCCAUCUGUGGUCGAGGUUUCAACCAGAAGGGGAAUCUGAAAACGCACUACAAAGUUCACUUAGGUCGCAAGGGCGCUGUGGAGUUUGACGAUGAGGUGAAUCCCAUAGCGUCAGAACUCUCUGAAUACUUGAAGUCUCUGCCGGGGGAGUCCAGGAUCAGGUCGUCCCUCCAUUGCCUGGAAUGUGGAAAAAAAUGUGAGAGUCAGUCAGCUUUACAAGCACACCACAUUACUACACACUCAGAAACAGGUGGUGAAUCAGAUACAGCGGAGCACAGCACAUCACCGCUUUUCUUCUGCCGCCGCUGUGGCAUUCAGUUCAAUGAAAAAGAAAAGCUGGAAGAACAUAUGAAAACCCACAUCAAGGACAAGCCCUACUCAUGUCCUGACUGUGGAAAGAGGUUCAUCAACGAGAGCUACAUACAAAUUCAUCAGCGCAUCCAUACUGGGGAGAAACCAUUCCUCUGCUCCCAGUGCGGCAGAGGUUUCCACACAGCUUCGUCCCUCAAGCUGCAUGAGAUGCAGCACUCCGGGGAGAGACCGUUCGCAUGCUCCAUCUGCGGGAAGACAUUUCGGAUAAACUCGUACCUAACAGCACAUUACCAGACCCACAUUAAAGACAGGCCUUUCAUUUGUAGUGUCUGUGGGAAAGGCUACUCCAGAGCUGAGGAACUGAAGGUGCACCACAGGCUUCACACCGGAGAGAGACCCUACGAGUGUGGACAAUGUGGCAAGAGCUUCAUUUACCGCCAGGGUCUGCGGCAGCAUCAGCGCACACAUGCUGGAAGACGAAUCGGGCCAACCAGACAGCUCGGUAGACCGAAGCAAGAGGCCAGGCUUGACAACCACAGCUGAUCUAUUGAUGCAUUUUUUUUUUUUUUGUUGUUAACUGUGUUUGAAAAUAUUACAGUGAAUUGCGCUUCUUUCCUUAUCUACUUCCUUCCAUUCCUCCAACCUACAGCAGAGAAGAUUACUGUGUCUGAAAAUAUGUGCUACAGAGUCGGUGUGGAUUGCCAAGAAUUUACUGUGUCGUCUUUCUUGUAAUCAUGUUUUGUACCCAUGUUUUUAUGUUUACUCUUCUCUAGUAGCCCAUCUGUACAAUUUGAGUGCCUUUGUAUCCUGCAUGCCAAAUACUAAUAUUUAAUGUUAAAAAAUUAUGCACAAUAGCCUUGUUAUUUUAAAAUCCAUGGUGAUGGAAUACAGAAAUUUUUCAGAAACGCUUCAGGUUUUUUCUAAAUUUCUUUCUACAAACCAUAUUGCACAAAAACACCACCAAUCAUAGCGGGAUGAUCUAAAUUGCUUAUUCCUAAAGUGAUAAUUUAUCUUUAAAGUCUUUAAAGAACAGCAGCUGUUGUCAACUUGAACUACUCCUGCAACAUAACUUGCUGUCCAUAAUUUUAUUGCAAACAAAUUCUCAGAUUUUUGCCAAAAAAUAUUUCAUUUUUUUUAAUGUUCUAUACUCUUUAUUGAAAUAUUUAAUCACAGUGGAUGCAAAUAGUUAUUUUUGACACUGAUUGAAUAUGUCAUCUAUUUUCUCUUUUUGACUAACCAGAUGUUUGAUCCUCCAGAUAAAGUGGUGUACACCGUGGUUUACACUUUGAAUACUCACAGGUCAUCUCCAUUCAACUUACUAUAUGACCUCUAAAACUUUUUUAGCUGCAGGGUGGUAUUUCUAGUUAAUGAUUGAUCAUUUUUUCCCCAACGUUUGAGUACACUAUAACUGGCAUACAUUCAAGCUGAUAUGCCUCCUGUUCUAUGAAAGAGGAAACUGACAACUUUCAACAUUCUUCAACCCUGUGAGUGAACUGGUGAGUGAAAUACUUUAUAACGAAGACAGAAUUUGUAAAAGUGGUGCGACUACAUCAGCUGUGGUUGUCAAAGCUGAUUGUGCAGCAUUGACAGAAACUGCAGGAUGGAUCAGUUUGAGGUUUCAUUUCAAAGCGGGUGAAAUGUUUACACAGCAGAGCUGUAACUAUCAUCCCCUUUUAAGAAAGUCUACAGCUAAUGUAAAAAAAAAAAGGUUUGUUUACAUUUGGUUUACAGAUUCACAAAAAAACAAUAUAAACCCCUCACAGUUAUCAGAUUUCUACAACAACCUAAAGGAUUCUCAUUAAGUCAUUAACUUGUCAAGACUUGUGUGUGACCUUCAAGGAUUGACCCAUUUUCACUAAUCUGUAAUCAAAAUACAGCUCCUAAUAGGAGUUGUUACAUGCACC
This is a messenger RNA of Chelmon rostratus (copperband butterflyfish), 3909 nucleotides long. RefSeq names its product zinc finger protein 497-like. NCBI's taxonomy places the organism in Eukaryota, Metazoa, Chordata, Actinopteri, Chaetodontiformes, Chaetodontidae. Gene Ontology annotation, molecular function: RNA polymerase II cis-regulatory region sequence-specific DNA binding; DNA-binding transcription activator activity, RNA polymerase II-specific. The record is from RefSeq and is a predicted model, not a curated record. The transcript has 12 exons. Gene Ontology annotation, biological process: regulation of transcription by RNA polymerase II. The coding region runs from base 128 to 2548 and encodes 806 amino acids. Gene Ontology annotation, cellular component: nucleus.